This is a messenger RNA of Girardinichthys multiradiatus, 5669 nucleotides long. It is a transcript of the gene dis3l2, whose product is annotated as DIS3 like 3'-5' exoribonuclease 2. The transcript is spliced from 21 exons. The record is from RefSeq and is a predicted model, not a curated record. Bases 117 to 3287 code for a protein of 1056 amino acids. NCBI's taxonomy places the organism in Eukaryota, Metazoa, Chordata, Actinopteri, Cyprinodontiformes, Goodeidae. Gene Ontology annotation, molecular function: RNA binding; 3'-5'-RNA exonuclease activity. Gene Ontology annotation, cellular component: P-body; exosome (RNase complex). Gene Ontology annotation, biological process: miRNA catabolic process.
UGACGACAGAGGAAGUGAGUAUAAGGUAGCAUUGUAACUGCAUAGAGACAAAAGUUAGCUGCACAUAUCUUGCAUCACAGUCAACCAACGAGAAAAGCACUGUAAAGGACUGUCUUAUGGAUUCUCCUAGGCAGUCCAAGAAGACCAAGCAGAAUCGAGAUGGGAAGCACAUCCAGAAUCAGUCUAGGGCCCCUCCUCAAAAAGACGCUUAUGCCAGACUGCUGAGCCAGCACCGCAGCAGCAUGUUCAGUUCAUAUCUUGAACAAUGCGCACAGGACUCAUUGUCCCAAAAAGAGGCAAAUGAUACCAGCUCAGCGCUCCAGGUCCACAGUGACAGGCCUAAUGCAGCACAACAAAGGAGGGACCAAGGCCUGAACGAUUUAUCUCCAUCCUCCUUAAAAAACAAACGAGGGGAGAGUUCGCUGUCCUUAUACAUAGAGAAAUUAAGCAUUCAUAAUGCUCAGCAGGAGUGUGAAAGGAAACAAGGUGUGAGUGAGAGGCAGCGAAGAGGGCAGAGGAGGGACACCACCACCAGCCAGGAUGGAGAUAUCGAAUCCGGAGAGGAGGUUGCUUGUUCAAGACCUAACAGCGCAAAGAAAUACCAGAAACAGCAAAGGAAGAAGGAUGAUCCACACAAAAAUGUUGGCCCAAAAGCGGCCGAGGUAAAUGUUUGCCUCCCGGCCCCUCCAAUGAACGCAAGUUCAAGCGAGCAGGAACAAGAGAAGGGUAUGAAGUCGAAGAAAAAAAGCCAACUAAAGCAGCCGGAGGAGGAGAAAAACAGAGAGGGGAUUUCAAAAUUAGCCGCUGAUCCUCAGACACCGAGGCCCAAACCAAACCAUGGUAAAAGUGGUAAACCUCAGCAGCCUGCAGCUACAGGAACAAAUUCUCCAGAUGAGAAGAGUAAGAACAAAGGAGACAGGCGAUCAAAAAAACAAGUGUUUGAGUCCUACAUGAGCUUUGAGGAGGUUUCCCAUGGCCUCAAAAGAGGAGAGCUUUACCAGGGACAAAUAAGAAUUAAUCCCAAGAAUUACAAUGAAGCCUUCAUCCCAUCUCCUGAUGACAUGCGUGAUAUAUUCCUGGAUGGAGUCGUUGCUCGCAACAGGGCACUAAAUGGAGACGUAGUGGUGGUUCAGAUUCUCUCUCGGGAACAGUGGAAGGUGGUGAGGUCUGACACUGACUGUGAUGGCACCAGUGAGUCUGACACGCAGGCAGAACAUGUGCUACGAACAGCCCAGAAGAGGACAUGGCACGCCCUGACUCCUAAUCUUGUUGUGGAGGACCAGUCCAGUGAUCCGGAAGAACUCCCUAGGAAACGUCCUGAUAUCUCAAUCACUGACCCUGGGGAACAUCUAGAAGAUCCUUCAACCACCCGAGCCAAUGCUGAAAUCCUCCAAAAGACUGCUAAAGUGGUUUACAUCAUUGAGAAAAAACACUCCCGAGCUGUAACAGGCCACCUGAAGUUCCUACCAGACAGGUCCUUCGCCAUGUUCUCUCCUGUAGACCACCGCGUGCCACGAAUAAAUGUUAAACUUGACGACUGCCCCGCAGACUUUAAAACCCACCCAGGUGAUUUCGCCAAGACCUUGUUCAUCUGUCGGAUCACCGACUGGGCAGCUGACAGCAACUUUGCAGUAGGCCAACUUGCUAAGACCCUGGGUCAAGCAGGAGAAAUUGAGCCAGAGACAGAAGGAAUCCUGACUGAGUACGACGUGGAUUUUUCUGAAUUUACUGAAGAGGUGUUGGACUGUCUUCCUAAGAACCUCCCCUGGACCAUCCCACCAGAGGAGUUCGAAAAGAGGAGGGACCUUCGGAAGGAGUGCAUCUUCACAAUUGAUCCGGCGACUGCCAGAGAUCUGGACGAUGCCCUGUCAUGUAAACAACUCCCUGAUGGCAACUUCGAGGUGGGAGUUCACAUUGCUGACGUGAGUUAUUUUGUGGAGGAGGGCACCGCGCUUGAUGCCAUCGCCAGCCAAAGAGCUACCAGUGUUUACCUUGUUCAAAUGGUGAUUCCCAUGCUGCCCAGGCUGCUGUGUGAGGAGCUGUGCAGUUUGAAUCCUCUCACUGACAGGCUCACUUUCUCUGUCAUUUGGAAACUUACACCUGAGGGAAAGAUCCUGGACGAGUGGUUCGGCCGCUCAAUCAUCCGCUCCUGUGUGAAGCUGAGCUACGACGACGCUCAGAGAAUGAUCGAUGCCCCUGAGAAACUAUUCCCUCCUGAGAAGCUUCUGCCUGUUGACCUCGAGCACACUAUUGAUGAGAUACACCAAGCUGUGCUUCACCUGCACUCUAUUGCCAAGAACCUUCGAGCUCAACGCUUUAGGGGAGGAGCUCUUAAACUGGACCAGCUAAAACUUUCUUUCACACUCGACAAAGAGACCAUGAUGCCUCAAGGUUGUUAUAUUUACGAAUACAGAGAAAGCAACAAGUUAGUGGAGGAGUUCAUGUUGCUGGCUAACAUGGCCACAGCGACCCACAUUUAUGGGAAAUUCCCUGAACUGGCCAUGCUGCGGCGCCACCCUCCACCCAAAGCUAAGAUGGUGAAGGAGCUGGAGGCGCUGUGUAGCCAGCUGGGAUUGAAAAUAGACUUUUCCUCUGCCGGAUCCAUACAAAAGAGCCUCUGUGCCGUUUAUGGAGAUGACGAGUACUCUGUUUACAGAAAGGAAGUCCUCAACAACAUGUGUUCCAGACCCAUGCAGCUGGCCUUGUACUUUUGUACCGGUGCACUGAAGAAGAAAGAAGAGUUUAGGCACUACGCUCUCAACGUUCCUCUAUACACACACUUCACAUCGCCGAUCAGACGCUACCCUGACAUCAUAGUGCACCGGCUGCUGGCAUCGUCUCUGAAGCUCGGCCCUCGUUUAGGCCUGUCAACAGGGGAAGUCGAGAAACAGGCGUUGCACUGCAAUGAUAAGAAGACUUUGUCCAAGAGGGUCCAGGAGCUCAGCUCUGAGCUUUACUUUGGAGUGCUUGUUAAGGAGUGUGGCCCACUGGACUCUAAAGCCAUGGUGAUGGGGGUGCUGGAUAAGUCCUUUGAUGUGCUGGUUCUCAAAUACGGUGUGCAGAAACGCAUCUACUGCAAGUCUAUUGUAGGCGUAGACUCAUUCCACCAUUGGAAGGUGGAGAAAGUCCCUCAUCUCAAGCUGGUCUGGACAAGUAAGGAUCUAGAAAGUCCCCCUGUAGAGCAGGUAAUUUCCUUCUUCUCUGUGGUUGAGGUGCAGCUCAGAGCGGAUGAAGCGCCUCUCAAAUACAGCGCAGUGCUCAAGAGGCCAGAGGACAGCGGGUCCUAGAGCAAAGGAGCACUUUGCAGAAAGUUUGGAGUUGCACAUUGUGUUUUGUGGCUGAAUAGGAAUGUAAUUGUAAGUUUAGAUGUAGUACUGCAGGGUAGCAGCGAUCAUACCUGCAUUAAAUCUCCACAAAUUCCUGUGCAAGGAAAAGGUCUUAUGAAGGUUUAGUUUUUAGCUUUUUUAACUGACCUCGCAUUCUCCAAGUCAGGUUGUAGGCUUUCAUUGUAGAAGAUCUUGCUUUCAGGUGUCAUGUGCAUCCACCUUAUAUCAGAAAGAUUUAGAUGUUUCAGAUAUGUCCUUAUGAAAGUAUUUUUGUUGUUGUUUAACAUUGCCAACUUGUUUCCUGUGUGUUUAGCUCCACCAGCUGGUAUUACACACUACCAACGUUUACUCCUCUGGUUUAUUUUCUGUGACUCAGAUGGAUUCACCUUGUCUUUAACAUACAGUGACCAACAUGACUCACACUUUUAUUAUGAUAACUUGUCACGUCAUAACGUUUGCUCUUUCACCUGGACGUAGACACUGACAUGCUUUUCCUUUCAGACGUCUACAUACGCUCAACACCAGCAUGAAUGUCGUAUUAAGCCUGAGCUUUUAAUGACGCAUUUGUUUUCUUCAAGGGUGGUACAGUGAUACGACAUGUUUAAAACAAGACUUGGGUGCAAAGUCUCACAAUUAUACAUACAGGGUCAAAUAUAUUCAUGCACCGCCUCUAGUAUUUGCCUAAAUGCCCCUUUCAAAGUUGUAGAAGAACUGAUUACUUUUUGUAACCAUCAAGCUUCUGGGUGGAUAGGUGUCCACUCAUCCUAUCAGAAUUGGUUGGUUUCCUGGCACAGACCUAGCUUUUCAGAGUCACUGAGCGAAACAUAAUGUUUGACAACAGUUGAGGUUGGGGCUUUGCCAGUAGCCUGUUUAAAAAACCAGUUUUGAUGUGUGUUUAGGAUAAUUGGUCUCUUCAAACAUUCAACUGUGUCCAGUUUUACCAUUCAUGUUACUGGUUUGAAGUGAGGUUGGAGAACUUGGAGGUGGUUCUGUUUCAGCAUUAUUCCAUCCACUUUGUGCAAUGCAGCAGUACCACUAGCAACCAACCAGACCCUGAGUAUGAUGCUGCCACCACCAUGCCUGACAGUUGCUACAGUUUUAGGUUUCAAACCCUCACGUGGAUUCUUCUGACAAUUUUUGUCUCGUUUGACUGUAAAAUAAUUUCCAGAAGGCGUUUAGUUGAUCAGUAUUUUGAUACAGGCUCCAUUGUUAAAACUACAACAGAAGCUUAUAGUCGUCUAGAGCAGUGUUUUUCAACCCUGGUUCACAGGGCACGCUGCCCUGCAUGUUUUAGAUGUUUCUUAGCUUUAACACACUUGAUUCAGGUGAAUGUGAGUAAGCAAAAGCCUGUUAAUCAGCCAUUAACCUGAUAUCAGCUGUGCUGAAUCAAGGACACACCUAAAACAUGCAGGGCAAUGUGUCUUGAGGCCCAGGGUUGAAAAACACUGGAUUAGAGGCUUUGUGGACCCUGGGUUGCUCCUGAACGUACUGAUAGGAAUUAUAAAAGACCCCGACCCCAACUCUUAAUUUUUAUUUUGGACUAGUAUGUGCUUGGAAAUCAACCAAAGGUCCCCUAUUUCAGAUUAGAAGAUUGGGUAAAAAUCGGGUUAGAACUAUGUCUUAAGCUUGUUGAUUGCUUCAGAAGCCUGCUAUUUCUCUGCACUGUGCUACAGUGUAUUUAUCCUCAUCUUAGUGGGAGUGGGUUUAAGUCUAUAUUCUUAAAUUUAACUGUGUGGGAGAGAGAAUAUCUGCCAUAAAUUCAAACUCAUUCACUCAGUUGUUUUCAAAAAUAAUUGAAGCGGUAUGUUGUUCUCUGAAUCCAACCUGAAGGAGGAAAGUUUCAAAUAAAUUAUUAAAAGCCCUGAAUUAAUGUGGCAAUCAUAUCAACAAUGAGAGAAAGUUGACCAUCUAAGAGGACCUGUAUGUAUAGUCCCACAUUUGAGUUCAUACAUAAUAGUAAAUAUAGAAAAAAAGAUUUUUCAUUUUGUUUAAACAGUUCAUAUGACACAGUCCUGACUUUUAAACCCUAGGAGUUUCUGUUUACAUUAGAUUGGCACCGUCUGUGUUAUAGACUCCUCAUGUUUAUGUCGUGAAGAAAAGAGAUGUUGGAACUCUGCAGGUAUCCGUUUUUGGAGCUCACAGGACUUUUAUUUAACUUGGUAAAAAAUAGGAUCUGAUGUGUUCUUGCCAUAUUUAAGCUCCAUGCUCUCUGUUCAGUGUGCCAGUCAAGCCAAAGCUUAAUCCUUUGUCAGCUCUGUAUGUUUUUAAUCUAAUAUUGGGAAUGACUUGAAUGUGAAAGCUGCUGAAAAUGAGUUUCUUCUUUAUAAACAUGCUUCCAUCUGC